This is a messenger RNA of Lytechinus variegatus (green sea urchin), 1122 nucleotides long. Its product is annotated as allatostatin-A receptor-like. Bases 1 to 1122 code for a protein of 373 amino acids. The record is from RefSeq and is a predicted model, not a curated record. Gene Ontology annotation, cellular component: membrane. Gene Ontology annotation, molecular function: G protein-coupled receptor activity. The transcript has a single exon. Gene Ontology annotation, biological process: G protein-coupled receptor signaling pathway. Lineage: Eukaryota; Metazoa; Echinodermata; Echinoidea; Temnopleuroida; Toxopneustidae.
AUGGAGAUGACUGAGGAUAUUACUGAAGCAAUGACUACGGAUUUCGACUUGACUUUAGCCCCUGACAUUGCGGACGUUCCCGGAGUCAUACGGAACGGUCUACCAAGGUUCUUGAUAGUAUACAUAUCUUACAUUAUCAUAGGCAUCACCGGUAUACUUGGCAAUGGUCUUGUCCUAAUCGUCUUACUGAACACCCGUGACAUGUGGGAUGCUACUAACCUCCUGAUUGCCAACCAAAGUCUCAUUGAUUUCUUCGGAUCUCUUUCUAUCAUAGCUUUCGAGGUCGUCCCCGUGCCACCUUUUGAGACUGCGGGUCCUGUAUUGGCAGGAUACCUCUGCUAUAUUUGGUAUAACAAUUUCUUCGUUUGGGCCUUCAACUUCACCUCAAUCUUCAACUUGGUCUUCAUAAGUUUCGAGCGAUUCUACGCGGUGAGGUAUCCUAUCAGGUAUCGAAGCAACUUCACCAUCAAGCCGGCGUUAGCAGCAUCUAUACUAGCUUGGAUCAUCGGAAUGGGGUGGGGUUGGUUCUUCCCCGCAACUUCCAGCCUAGAGAAUGGAAUCUGUCGAAUACCUGUUUUACCGACACCGAACACUUCAGUGGUUGUGUCUGGAUUCACAAUGUUUUUUCUCUAUAUUGCUCCUCUUUUCAUCAUGAUUACUAUCUACACAUACAUAGGCCAUGUUCUCAAAAGGGGUGUCGCCACAAAGAAAUUCCAAGAUCAAGCAGCAGGGUCGCAACCGGCAGGAGCAGCAAGAGGCUAUCGAGAGAUCGCCCGUAGAAAGGUCAUGACAACCUUGAUUAUAGUCACAGUGACAUCCCUGGUUUGUUGGACACCUUCCAAUCUAUAUUAUACGGCCUUCGCUUUUGGUGCAAAUAUCGAUGUGAUUGGCUUCUGGAGCUCGAGUGUCCGUUGCAUUCAAUUUUCUAAUAAUUGCACUAAUCCUUUCAUCUAUAUCUUCAAGUAUCAGAAGUUCCAGAAUGGUCUUCGACGACUGCUGAGACUAGGAGAUUCAAGGUCUCCGGCAGAAGGGACAAGAGAUUCCAAACCGAACGGCACUAACAUGGCAUCUAGAACAGGAACUGAACGUGCAGGUAGUAUGCCAAGGUUCCCAGUUUCUUAA